AUUCACUCUCGCUUUUCCACUGGCCGCUGCUGCAUGUGCGUUCUUGUACGGAUUUGCCAUGAAAUAAUUUUGAUUUUAAUCUUCAUUCUGAAUGCGUGAUAAUUUUUACAAGCUUUAGUGCUCGUUGCGAAAGACCACAUAUUUGCACUGAGAUCUCACAACAGCACAAAGUUAGCUGCUCACAACAGUCGACGGAAAGAGUGCAGCUAGGAUGGAGGUAGAGCUGGAGGCCCAAGUCAAGAAACUUUUGUCAAACGAGUCAAAACAGAAUGGAGAUGUUCAAAUUAUCAGCAACAACAACAACAAUUCCAAAUUAUCCAUGAAAAUCGAAGUUGACGAGGAGAAUUUCAAAAACAACGUCAAAAGCAAAUUGGACAUUUCUGAGGACGAGCUCGAGCCUGGAGAAAAAACUCUCCACUACGGACUUGAAGACAAUCCACCCUGGUACACUUGCAUCAUACUGGGUUUCCAGCACUAUGUCACGUUUGUAGUUGGCAUUGUUUCGGUGCCCGUCGUCAUGUGUCCCAAACUGUGCAUGUUGGAGGACGACGCGGCCAGAGGCGAGCUCGUAUCAACCCUUAUUUUCGUCUCAGGUCUCGUUACAAUUAUGCAAACGACCAUCGGGGUUCGACUUCCGAUCGUUCAAGGCAGCUCUUUUGGCUUUUUGGCGCCGGCCCUGGCGUUGCUCAACCUGCCGAAGUGGCAAUGCCCGCCGCAGGAGCAGAUUCUGCAGAUGAGUUUGGAGGAUCGGCGAGCUUUGUGGCAAGUGCGCGUCAACGAGGUUUCCGGCGCCAUCCUCAUCGCCUCCUUGUUUCAAAUGGCCAUCGGAUACUUGGGGCUCAUUGGUUUGGUCCUCAAGUACAUAACGCCCCUGACCAUCGCCCCGACCGUGGCUCUGAUCGGAUUGUGUUUGUUCGACGCGGCUGCUCGCGAGGCGUCCGGCAACUGGUGGAUCGCGGCUGGAACGAUAGCCUUGUUGACCUUGUUCUCCUUGUACAUGAGAUUCCUCGAGGUGCCGCUGCCGCAAUGGGGCAAAAAGAAAAUCGGCGAAAAUAAAAAGAGGAAGACGUUCCCGUUCUUCCAAAUAUUUCCUGUCUUGACUGCCAUGGUGAUUAUGUGGAUUGUGUGCGGCCUUUUGACUGCGACGGGAAUCUUGCCUGAGGAAAAUCUGGCGAGGACCGACUCGAAAUUGAAAAUUUUGCAAGAGGCCCCGUGGUUUCACUUUCCAUAUCCAGGACAAUGGGGUUCCCCAACCAUAAGUGCAGCAGCAGUUUUUGGCAUGUUGGCCGGAGUAAUCGCAGGAGCCAUCGAGUCGGUCGGCGAUUAUUACGCCUGUGCCCAAUUUUGUGAGGCGCCGCCACCACCAAUCCACGCCGUCAACAGGGGCAUCGGCACUGAAGGCCUCGGCUGCCUGAUCGCGGGCAUUUGGGGCACCGGCAACGGCACCACCAGCUUCAGCCAGAACAUCGGCGCCAUCGGAGUGACCAAAGUGGGCAGUCGAAGGGUCGUUCAGUACGCCGGGGUCAUCAUGCUGACCCUGGGCGCCUUCAGCAAGGUCGGCGCCUUUUUCGUCACGAUCCCUUCGCCCAUUAUCGGCGGCGUUUUCUGCAUUACUUUUGGAAUGGUCACUGCAGUUGGAAUAUCUACUUUGCACUUUGUCUCGUUGAAGUCCUUCCGGAACAUGUACAUCAUUGGUUUUUCCAUUUUCUUUGCCUUGGUUCUGCCAAGGUGGAUGGAGAAGAAUCCUGAUGUUAUCAAAACAGGAAGUGAAUUCAUUGAUCAACUCUGCACUGUAUUGCUCAGCACAAGCAUGUUUGUGGGAGGCCUCAUUGGAUUCGUUUUGGACAAUACUGUGCCAGGCACGGAUGAGGAACGAGGAUUGACAAAAUGGAAUAAACACCACGAUGCGGAAGGUCUUGUCGAAAAGGACACGCCAACAUGUUACGAUUUGCCAUUUGGCAUGGAUUAUAUCAGAAAAGCAAAAUGGACCAGCUAUUUGCCUUUCAUGCCAACAUUCCGAAAACACUAACAAGUUAAUUCAUCUAGAAUAGUUUCAGGAAUUUUUGAGCUACCUCUAGAAAAGGGUUUUGGGCAGGAAACUUUCUUUUUCAAUUUUGUAAAACUAUUGAUUUGUAGAGAAUAAAAAGUUCAUCCUACCUUUUAGUUGUGCCGUCCGUGCAUCCUGAUGAAGGUGGCGGCUUCUUUUUCCUUUUCCUCUCUCUCGAAUUCAUACUCGUCGAUGAAAACCCUGAUCGAUUCCCACAGGCGGUUCAGUUUUUCCUCUUCUCUGUGGCGCAAAUCCAUGCCGACCAAAUGCCUCAAGUUGAAAAACUCAGCCGGUCUUGAUUCCUUCGGUAGCAUGGACGCAUAUUCUGUU
Molecule: messenger RNA, 2377 nt
Organism: Neocloeon triangulifer
Lineage: Eukaryota; Metazoa; Arthropoda; Insecta; Ephemeroptera; Baetidae
Product: solute carrier family 23 member 2
Exons: 14
Coding region: 212-2029 (605 amino acids)
Biological process (GO): transmembrane transport
Cellular component (GO): membrane
Molecular function (GO): transmembrane transporter activity
Source: RefSeq, a predicted model, not a curated record